Molecule: messenger RNA, 195 nt
Organism: Aphanomyces astaci
Lineage: Eukaryota; Oomycota; Saprolegniomycetes; Saprolegniales; Verrucalvaceae
Exons: 2
Coding region: 1-195 (64 amino acids)
Source: RefSeq, a predicted model, not a curated record
AUGCGUAUGGUGGACUGCUGCACGAUCUCGUCCAACGUGGUGGUCCAAACGCCCAUCUGUAUUUGGCGAGACCACGGCAAGAAGCACCCGCUCAUUUUGGUGCUCAAGACCACGGCGUCCAAGAUCAAGGCCACCGUCGAAGAGAAUCUGUCGCAGCGCCAUGGUUUUGGCAAGCAGGUGGGGAAGCAAGUGUAG